CGGGGUAAUAGUGUUUCUGGGUUCUCUCUCUAUUAUUUCCUGACCCACUAACCGGACACUCCGCCCUCGAGUCCCCGGUGAGGACAGCUUCCGUUCCAGAGUUCACAGCUCGAGUUACAGACAGAUAUCUCUCCGCGAUACAGGAUAAUUAGCGGUUAUUAACUAUCGUUAUUAUUAACCGUUCGUUUUUGUAUUUGGGACUUUGUCUAUAAAAGGAUAAAGACACUUUUGGUAAGAAACUCCGCAGAGUUUUGUCUCAAAGCUGCUUCAACUGUCAACUGUUUUCUGGAGGAACUAAACGGGAUCGAGGAAGUGCUUCUAGUAGAAUAGAACCGAGAGAAAAGUUUUUAACCGCAGACAGUCUCGUCAUCAGAAUAGUUGAACAAGUCAGCCACGUCCGUCUGGAUUAAAGCUGCUGCAGUUUGAAAAGAUCCUCUGACUCACACGAACAACACUUCCCCGGUGCUCCACCGGAACGGGGGAACGGGGCUGAAGUGGUCAUGUGUGACGGGCGUGGCGGGGUGGGGAAGUUUGUCCCGGUUUACCUGUGUCUGCGUGUUUGUUCAUGAGAUGUGGUUUGAGGCUCCACUGGGAGAUGAACACAGAGACAUUUCACAGAGACAUUUCACAUUCCGCCUGUAACUAUUUAUUUCUGCUCAAUUCUAUUGCGUUUUACAACACGAGGAGACGCACUGACUCAAUUUGGACGACCGGUAGUUUAUACGGUGCUGCUGAUAAACUAGUCGGUCUCGGUUUCUGUCGGUUUUGAGGAGAAAAGUCGCCGUUUUAUUUAUUUUCAACCUUAUCCGUGUUUUAUGGGACACAUCGUGGGAAGCUGGUGUACACGGAUACGAAUACAACAUGAGCUGAGACAGUUGAACUCUUGUCGGAAAGGUUUGGUAAAUCUCCCGGUUCAACCGUGGGAUUGUAUAUUUAAUGUUCUUCAGUAAUAUCUGUUGGGUUAUAUUAUUGAUCCGUCAGUGAUUAUCCGUUAGGUAUUGAUAAAGCGUAGCGCCAUGGCUCUGUCUCAGGUGCAGUGUCUCGAUGAGCAUCACAUCAACUGGCGCGUGACCGAGUCCAAACCCGAGUUCUUCUACAGCGAGGACCAGCGGCUCGCGCUCGAGGCUCUGCUCACCGGGGGGCGAGAGGCCUUUAGCAGCUACCUCAGUGAACAUGACCUCCGACACUUCCUGUCUGAACCGGAGCUCCUGCGGCUGGCGCGCACUGUGGAGGCCUACCGGCCUGGAAGCGAGCACCUCAAGGCCGAGGCGGGAGCGCUGGAGUAUGACGGGGGCAAUGGGCCACUGUCAUUACAGUACUGGCCCGACCGCUCUGAAGGUUCUAUACCCGACCUGGACCUGGGCUGGCCCGACGCCGCGUCAUACCGAGGAGUGACACGUGUCAACGUGCACACGCAGCCCCCGGCUGAUGGCCAAACACACAUCAAGGAGGUGGUCCGGAAGACUAUAUCACAGGCUCAGAAGGUUAUAGCAGUAGUAAUGGAUCAGUUUAGUGACGUUGACAUCUAUAAGGACCUGUUAGAUGCGGCCUAUAAGAGAAGAGUUCCUGUCUACAUCGUCAUUGACACAUCUGCUGUUUCCUGUUUCCUGGACAUGUGUUGUAGAGCCACCAUGCACCAGGGACACCUCAAGAACCUGCGUGUGCAGAGAUGCUGUGAAGGAGUAGAGCUUCAGAGAUACAUGCUGGUAGACGGAGACAGAGCUGUGACUGGAUCAUACAGCUUCACGUGGUCGGCGUCUCGUCUGGACCGGAACCUGAUCACGGUUCUGAGCGGUCAGGCAGUUGAGACGUUCGACAAACAGUUCCGUGACCUCUACAUGACCUCUAGGGGUGUGUCCCUCGCCAAGGUUCCGCUGGAGGAGGAGCCUAUCCCUGACUUCACCCCCAUCGCCACCCCCGCCCCGGUCUCCGCAGCCGUUGCUAGGAAACUAAUCAACCCUAAAUACGCCCUAGUUACGUCACAGGCUAAAGCUAACAAUGCUAGCCCAGCUAGCUCUGCUAACAACUCUAGCAACAAGAACUCCACUACCCAAAAUCCACUGGGAAGGGUUCUAAAGCCUGCCAGAGAGCCAGUGGAGGCCCCGCCCCUCCACCCAGGACUAGCCAAUCUGGAGAAGGUGUACCUGAUCCCAUACCUGCCCACCUGGCCGGAGCCAGACCCCCCCCGCGACGUGAUUGGCUUCAUCAACGUGAGAGACGCGUCCCGCCCCCAACAGGUCCACCUCCAGAGAAGUCAACAGUUUGAGACCAGCCAGGCCAUCAGGUUCAGCUCUCCCUUCAGCCUGCCUGAGAAACCCCUACCUGAGACUGCUACUCUACGGAAUACACAGCACGACAAACACACGCCUGAUACACAGAACCCUGAUACACAGAACCCUGAUACACAGAACCCUGAUACACAGAACCCUGAUACACAGAACCCUGAUACGCCUGAUACACAGAACCCUGAUACGCCUGAUACACAGAACCCUGAUACACAUAACCCUGAUACGCCUGAUACACAGAACCCCGAUACCCCUGAUACACAGAACCCUGAUACACAUAACCCUGAUACACAAAACCCUGAUACCCCUGAUACACAGAUCCCUGAUACACAGAACCCUGAUACACAGAACCCUGAUACGCCUGAUACACAGAACCCUGAUACGCCUGAUACACAGAACCCUGAUACACAGAACCCUGAUACACAGAACCCUGAUACGCCUGAUACACAGAACCCUGAUACACCUGACAUAAACCCCUCCGCCCCUCCAGUCCCUAAACCUCGCACCCUGCAGCUCCUCAUUAGCCCUGCCCAUUCUCACCAGUCUGGCCAACCACAGGUCAGCCUGGUCCCCAGGACUGAAAGCCAAUCAGGGACACCGCCUGCCUCCAUCAGCCAAUCAGAAACACUGAUGGAUACCAAGUCCCGCCAUGGCCAGAGAGACGAGAAAGAGGAGGAGGAGGAGUGGCUAGAGGAGGAGGAGUGGCUGGAGGAGGGGCUAGAGGGGAGGCGGGGCAGCAGUAGUCAUGACGAUAAUGGCAGCACCACGGCGCUAUGUGACCAGACAGCCAAUAACAUGUCGUCUGACGACUUAUACUACGAGUGCAACGAAUCAGACCCCACAGAAUCCUCCCCGGUGGCCAAUGGGUUAACAGCAGAGUUGGGCCGGGUUGGCGAGGGUCAUCGUCAUGGAAAUGGAGUCAAUGUGAUGGCGAGGUUCUCCCAGAGCAUGCUGGACCUUCGGCCUCACAGCCAAUCAGACGACAGGGGAGUUCUAAUGAGCCAAUCACAGGACCGAAGGAGCCAACAGACACGCCCUCAGCCACACAGACACAUCGGACAGUUGUUUCAGAGCUCCAGGUCACCAGGUCGUGAUGGUCGCCAGAUGAGCAGGGCUAAAGUCGUCAAUGCCAAACCAAGAAGUGUCCACCGCUCGCCACUAGCAUCGUUCCCUGCGAUUGGAGGACAUCGCUACUUGCAGGGCCAAUCACUGCAGCCCUCCGAUACUCGCUCCAGCCGGUCGCCACGACGACACAGCCCGGCCUGCAAAGGGGCGGGACUUUCCCCCUGGCCACGCCUCCCCACGUCGAGCAUCCAAUCCAGCAGGAGCUAUGGGCGUGUCCUUCUCCAAACUGACCAAUCAACCACUGAGGGGGCGGUAUAUAGCCUCACAGACGAAAGCGUCGCUUGACAACAAGGAGGUCGGCUAGGAUUAACUAAUGUAUGGACCAAUGGGACGGCUAGGUUUGACUAAUGUCUGGACCAAUGGGACGGCUAGCAGGAAGUUAGACAGACAAUGUAACUGAAUGUUGUUGUUUUUUAUGUUUGUCUGAUUGGUUGCUCUGACUAGAUCAUGUGUCUGAUUGGUUGCUCUGACUAGAUCAUGUGUCUGAUUGGUUGCUCUGACUAGAUCAUGUGUCUGAUUGGUUGCUCUGACUAGAUCAUGUGUCUGAUUGGUUGCUCUGACUAGAUCAUGUGUCUGAUUGGUUGCUCUGACUAGAUCAUGUGUCUGAUUGGUUGCUCUGACUAGAUCAUGUGUCUGAUUGGUUGCUCUGUCCAGAUCAUGUGUCUGAUUGGUUGCUCUGACUAGAUCAUGUGUCUGAUUGGUUGCUCUGACUAGAUCAUGUGUCUGAUUGGUUGCUCUGACUAGAUCAUGUGUCUGAUUGGUUGCUCAUGAUCAUGAUUCACUCUGGUACAACGUGAUAGCUGCAGGACCAGGACAGAUACAACGUGACAGCUGCAGGAACAAGACAGAUACAACGUGAUAGCUGCAGGACCAAGACAGAUACAACGUGAUAGCUGCAGGACCAAGACAGACUCACUCUGAUACAACGUGAUAGCUGCAGGACCAAGACAGAUACAACAUGAUAGCUGCAGGACCAAGACAGACUCACUCUGGUACAACGUGAUAGCUGCAGGACCAAGACAGAUACAACAUGAUAGCUGCAGGACCAAGACAGAUACAACAUGAUAGCUGCAGGACCUAGACAGAUACAACAUGAUAGCUGCAGGACCAAGACAGAUACAACAUGAUAGCUGCAGGACCAGGACCGAUACAACAUGAUAGCUGCAGGACCAAGACAGAUACAACGUGACAGCUGCAGGACCAAGACAGAUACAACGUGAUAGCUGCAGGACCAAGACAGAUACAACAUGAUAGCUGCAGGACCAAGACAGACUCACUCUGAUACAACAUGAUAGCUGCAGGACCAAGACAGAUACAACAUGAUAGCUGCAGGACCAAGACAGAUACAACAUGAUAGCUGCAGGACCAAGACAGAUACAACAUGAUAGCUGCAGGACCAAGACAGAUACAACAUGAUAGCUGCAGGACCAAGACAGAUACAACAUGAUAGCUGCAGGACCAAGACAGAUACAACGUGAUAGCUGCAGGACCAAGACAGAUACAACGUGAUAGCUGCAGGACCAAGACAGAUACAACAUGAUAGCUGCAGGACCAAGACAGAUACAACAUGAUAGCUGCAGGACCAAGACAGAUACAACAUGAUAGCUGCAGGACCAAGACAGAUACAACAUGAUAGCUGCAGGACCAAGACAGAUACAACAUGAUAGCUGCAGGACCAAGACAGAUACAACAUGAUAGCUGCAGGACCAAGACAGAUACAACAUGAUAGCUGCAGGACCAAGACAGAUACAACAUGAUAGCUGCAGGACCAAGACAGAUACAACAUGAUAGCUGCAGGACCAAGACAGAUACAACAUGAUAGCUGCAGGACCAAGACAGAUACAACAUGAUAGCUGCAGGACCAAGACAGAUACAACAUGAUAGCUGCAGGACCAAGACAGAUACAACAUGAUAGCUGCAGGACCAAGACAGAUACAACAUGAUAGCUGCAGGACCAAGACAGAUACAACAUGAUAGCUGCAGGACCAAGACAGAUACAACAUGAUAGCUGCAGGACCAAGACAGAUACAACAUGAUAGCUGCAGGACCAAGACAGAUACAACGUGAUAGCUGCAGGACCAAGACAGAUACAACAUGAUAGCUGCAGGACCAAGACAGAUACAACAUGAUAGCUGCAGGACCAAGACAGAUACAACAUGAUAGCUGCAGGACCAAGACAGAUACAACAUGAUAGCUGCAGGACCAAGACAGAUACAACAUGAUAGCUGCAGGACCAAGACAGAUACAACGUGAUAGCUGCAGGACCAAGACAGAUACAACAUGAUAGCUGCAGGACCAAGACAGAUACAACAUGAUAGCUGCAGGACCAAGACAGAUACAACAUGAUAGCUGCAGGACCAAGACAGAUACAACGUGAUAGCUGCAGGACCAAGACAGAUACAACAUGAUAGAUGCAGGACCAAGACAGAUACAACAUGAUAGCUGCAGGACCAAGACAGAUACAACAUGAUAGCUGCAGGACCAAGACAGAUACAACAUGAUAGCUGCAGGACCAAGACAGAUACAACAUGAUAGCUGCAGGACCAAGACAGAUACAACGUGAUAGCUGCAGGACCAAGACAGAUACAACAUGAUAGCUGCAGGACCAAGACAGAUACAACAUGAUAGCUGCAGGACCAAGACAGAUACAACGUGAUAGCUGCAGGACCAAGACAGAUACAACAUGAUAGCUGCAGGACCAAGACAGAUACAACAUGAUAGCUGCAGGACCAAGACAGAUACAACGUGAUAGCUGCAGGACCAAGACAGAUACAACAUGAUAGCUGCAGGACCAAGACAGAUACAACAUGAUAGCUGCAGGACCAAGACAGAUACAACAUGAUAGCUGCAGGACCAAGACAGAUACAACAUGAUAGCUGCAGGACCAAGACAGAUACAACAUGACUCUUUCUAUA
Molecule: messenger RNA, 6325 nt
Organism: Oncorhynchus keta (chum salmon)
Lineage: Eukaryota; Metazoa; Chordata; Actinopteri; Salmoniformes; Salmonidae
Product: protein FAM83G-like
Exons: 9
Coding region: 1017-3695 (892 amino acids)
Source: RefSeq, a predicted model, not a curated record